Gadus chalcogrammus (walleye pollock) is the source of this 9480-nucleotide messenger RNA. RefSeq names its product centromere protein E (gene cenpe). Bases 124 to 8634 code for a protein of 2836 amino acids. The record is from RefSeq and is a predicted model, not a curated record. Gene Ontology annotation, molecular function: ATP binding; microtubule binding; plus-end-directed microtubule motor activity. Lineage: Eukaryota; Metazoa; Chordata; Actinopteri; Gadiformes; Gadidae. The transcript has 46 exons. Gene Ontology annotation, cellular component: microtubule. Gene Ontology annotation, biological process: mitotic cell cycle; microtubule-based movement.
CGGUUUGAAAACCAUUAAUACUAGUUGAACGUUGUGAUGGAAGAAAGGUCUGCGAGCACUGCUCCAGUAAAUUAAUAAAUUAAUAAAAUAAGGACUUUUAAUACAGAUAUAUCUCUUGGUAAGAUGUCGGUAUUGGCGGAGGAGUCGGCGGUGAAGGUGUGCGUUAGAGUCCGACCGCUCAUCGAACGGGAGGAGAGAGCUACUGCAGAGGACUCUGUGCCAGUGCCCCUGUACUGGAAGGCCGACAGAAAGUCUAUCCACCAGUUAGACGAUGGGGUCACAACAAAGAGCUUCAGCUAUGAUCGGGUGUUCAGCUCCAGUGAGACCACCAACCACCUCUACCAGGACAUCGCCAAGCCCCUGGUGGUGUCUGCCGUCGAGGGAUACAAUGGAACCAUCUUUGCGUACGGCCAGACCUCCUCCGGGAAGACCUUCACCAUGAUGGGCAGCAAGCUGGUUCCAGGUGUCAUCCCCCUGUCCAUGGAGGAGGUCUUCCAGACCAUUCAGAACUACCCCCAGAAGGAGUUUCUUCUGCGGGUGUCCUACAUGGAGAUAUACAACGAGACGGUGACCGACCUGCUGGUGGACAGCUGGAAGAGGAAGCCACUGGAGGUCCGCGAGGCCCUCAACAAGAACAUCUACGUGGCCGACCUGACGGAGGAGCUGGUGACGUGUCCGGCUCAAGCCCUCUCCUGGGUCUGCAAGGGAGAGAAAAACCGGCACUAUGGGAAGACCAAGAUGAACGAGAGGAGCAGUCGCUCUCACACCAUCUUCAGAAUGAUCUUGGAGAGUCGUGAGAAGAGCGACCCAGCCUCCGGGGAUAACUCUGAGGGCGCCAUCAUCGUCUCCCAUCUGAACCUAGUCGAUCUGGCCGGCUCAGAACGGGCCAGCCAGACCGGGGCGGAAGGCGCUCGCUUUAAGGAAGGCUGCAACAUCAACCGAAGCCUCUUUACCCUCGCCCAGGUCAUCAAGAAACUGUCUGACGAGAGCCAGAGGGGCUUCACCAACUACCGAGACAGCAAGCUGACCCGCAUCCUGCAGAACUCCCUGGGGGGCAACGCCAAGACGGUCAUCAUCUGCACCAUCACCAUGGCCGCCCUGGAGGAGACCCUCAGCACCCUGCAGUUUGCUAGCACGGCCAAGAAGAUGAAGAACGACCCCCACGUGACGGAGGUCUCCGACGACGGAGCGCUGCUCAAGAGAUACCGAAACGAGAUCGUCGACCUGAAACGCCGCCUGCAAGAGGUGUCCUCGGUGACCCAUGUGACGGCCACGGAGAAGGAGACGCUGUCCCAGCUCCUGCAGGAGAAGGACCAGCUGCAGAAGGAGCAGCAGGACCGCAUCAAGAACCUCACCAAGCUGCUGGUCACCGGCUCCAGUCUCAUGCCCGCCAAGAAGAUCCCUAAGAGGAGAGUCACAUGGGGUGGAAAGCUGGUCCGAUUGUCUGGAACCACAGAAUGCGACGUGGGCCAGUCGGAUCUUAGCUUUGCCGAGCAUUUCAGCCGCAAGAGGAAAGCAGACAGUUCUUCAAUGGAGCUGCUGGAAGAGGACGAGGAGUUUGAUUCCCGCUGGGAGAUCCCUGAGGAGUACUCCUUUACCACGGACACCGGGAGCAUCCGAGCCCACGGAGACAGCUCUGAUUUUGUCUCUCCGAGCGGAUCGGGGCAGAAGGAGGCCGACCUGGAACGACGGCUGGAGGAGGAGAGGGGCGAGAGGGAGGAGGCGCAGGCCAACGUCGCCUCUCUGGAGGGACGGCUGGAGGCGGAAAGGGGCGAGAGGGAGGAGGUGCUGGCUAAGCUCUCCUCGCUGGAGGGGCGGCUUGAGAAGGAGAGGGGCGAGAAGGAGGAGGUGCUGGCUAAGCUCUCCUCGCUGGAGGAGGAGAGGCUAGAGAAGGAGGAGGUGCUGGCUAGGCUCUCCUCGCUGGAGGAGGAGAGGCGAGAGAAGGAGGAGGUGCUGGCUAAGCUCUCCUCGCUGGAGGAGGAGAGGAGUGGGGGGGAGGAGGUGCUGGCUAAGCUCUCCUCGCUGAAGGAGGAGAGGAGUGGGGGGGAGGAGGUGCUCUGCAGGGCCGCCUCUCUGCAGCAGCAGGUGGAGUUGCUGGCCAGGGAGAAGCGGGAGGCGUGGGAGGAGGUGGAGCGGCUGGAGCAGAGGGCCCUGGAGCUGGAGGUGCAGCGCUCGGCCCAGGCCCAGGAGCAGCAGGAGCAGGUGCAGAUGCUGGAGCUCCGACUGGCAGAUCUGCAGGAGCAGAGCCACACGGAGGCCGAGCCAGAUGGACAGAUGAAGAAGGAGUUUGAAGAAACCAUCCGAAUGUGUGAGACUCUGGUUUCAGAGAAGGAGAUGGUGUUUGCCGAGAGGGACUACCUGCGUCAGGAGAUGGAGCUCCUGCUCGGGCAGGUGUCCUCCCUGGAGAAGGAGAAGGGGUCCCUAGCCCAGGAGCUGCGGGACUUCAAGGAGCUGGAGGAGUUCAAAGACCUGGAGGACGACUGCAGCAAUGACGAGAAGAGAGUGUUGCAGAAUGAAAUCGUUUCCUUGAAGAGCAACGUUGAAUCCUGGGAAAGAAAGUGCAGAGAUCUGGAGUCUCAGCUGGGCUCCAUGUCCGGUCAGCUGGCCAAGAAGUCCUCCUGGGCCCAGGAGCUGGAGUCGAUGCAGGGGAAGGACCUGUUGCAGGAGGUGUCUGAGCUGCGGCGCUCGCUGGACGAUGCAGAGGUUCUGGGUCGAGACAACAGGAAGGAGUGGGCUGUGCUGCGCAGCCAGAACCUGAGCCUGAAGGAGAGAGACGUGGAGCUGAGCUCCAGCCACCAGCAGAUGGUGGUGGAGGUGGGCGGUCUGCGCUCCCAGCUGGAGAAGGAGAAGAGCCGCUUCAAGAGCAUGCAGACGGACCUCCAGAAGGAGCUCACCAUGGCCUUCAAGGAGAACACCAAGCUCACCGCGCUGUUGGACGGGAAGGUCCCCAGUCAUCUGUUGGAGAACGUUCAUCUUGAGGGAACGAUAGCCUCCCUCAACGAGGAGCUGGUCGCCCGGUCGGAGGCGGAGUCAGCUCUGAGGGAGGAGCUGAAGACGUCCCAGGGGGCGGAGUCAGCUCUGAGGGAGGAGCUGAAGACGUCCCAGGAGGCGGAGUCAGCUCUGAGGGAGGAGCUGAAUACGGCCCAGGAGGCGGAGUCAGCUCUGAGGGAGGAGCUGAAUACGGCCCAGGAGGCGGAGUCAGCUCUGAGGGAGGAGCUGAAUACGGCCCAGGAGGCGGAGUCAGCUCUGAGGGAGGAGCUGAAUACGGCCCAGGAGGCGGAGUCAGCUCUGAGGGAGGAGCUGAAUACGGCCCAGGAGGCGGAGUCAGCUCUGAGGGAUGGGCUGAAGAUGGCCCAGGAGGCGGAGUCAGCUCUGAGGGAUGGGCUGAAGAUGGCCCAGGAGGCGGAUCUAGCUCUGAGGGAGGGGCUGAAAACGGCCCAGGAGGCGGAGUCAGCUCUGAGGGAGGAGCUGAAGAUGGCCCAGGAGGCGGAGUCAGCUCUGAGGAAGGAGCUGAAGAUGGCCCAGGAGGCGGAGUCAGCUCUGAGGGAGGAGCUGAAGAUGGCCCAGGAGGCGGAGUCAGCUCUGAGGGAGGAGCUGAAUAUUGCCCAGGAGGCGGAGUCAGCUCUGAGGGAGGAGGUGUCUCGCUCGGAGCAGCAGUGCUCUUUACUGGAGGGUCAGCUAAGAGGUCUGCUGGAGGAGAAGGAGGCCCUGAAGGAGGAGAAGGAGACCCUUCAGGAGGAGAAGGUGGCCCUGAAGGAGGAGAAGGAGACUCUUCAGGAGGAGAAGGAGACCCUUCAGGAGGAGAAGGAGACUCUUCAGGAGGAGAAGGUGGCCCUGAAGGAGGAGAAGGAGACCCUUCAGGAGGAGAAGGAGACCCUUCAGGAGGAGAAGGAGACUCUUCAGGAGGAGAAGGAGACUCUUCAGGAGGAGAAGGAGACCUUAAAGGAGGAGAAGGAGACUCUUCAGGAGGAGAAGGUGGCCCUGAAGGAGGAGAAGGAGACUCUUCAGGAGGAGAAGGAGACUCUUCAGGUGGAGAAGGUGGCCCUGAAGGAGGAGAAGGAGACUCUUCAGGAGGAGAAGGAGACUCUUCAGGAGGAGAAGGAGACUCUUCAGGUGGAGAAGGAGACCUUAAAGGAGGAGAAGGAGACCCUGAAGGAGGAGAAGGAGACCCUGAAGGAGGAGAAGGUGGCCCUGAAGGAGGAGAAGGAGACUCUUCAGGAGGAGAAGGAGACCUUAAAGGCAGAGGAGGAGACUCUUCAGGAGGAGAAGAAGACCUUAAAGGCGGAGGAGGAGACUCUUCAGGAGGAGAAGAAGACCUUAAAGGAGGAGAAGCAGGCCCUGCAGGAGAACGUCUCCCACCAUGAACCCUCUAGGAGCCUGGAGGUGCAGAUCCAGGGCUCCGUCAGUGGUCCAGAGGAGGUGGAGGGAGUGGUGUCUGCUCCCAGCCAGGAGAGCUCCCCGCUGCAGGCGCUGCUGGCGGCCCUGAGAGAGGAGAAGGAGACCUUAAAGGAGGGGAUGGCGGCCCUGAGGGAAGAGAAGGAUCAGCUCCAGAUGGACCUUCAGGAGAACGUUGACAUGAUGAUCGAGAACCAGGACGAGCUUCGCAGCGCUCUGGGGACGAUCAAUAAGCAGAAGGAGCAAAUCAGAGGCCUGGUGAGCCUCCCAACAGCCAAUCAGAACGCUCCCGCACUGGACUCGGCUCAUAUUGAAGACCUUCAGAACCAAGUGAAAGCUCUCCAUGCGGAGCUGGAGUCGGUGAGGUCAGAGAGGGACAGCCAGAGCUCCGACGGCGGUCGGGAGGAGGUGGACAGACUGGUGUCUGAGGUGUCCGCUCUCAGCCUGGAGAGGGAGCAGCUGCAGGCGCUGCUGGAGGCCCUGAGAGAGGAGAAGGCUCAGCUCCGAGAGGAGAUGGACGACAAGAUCCAGAUGAUACUACUGCAGCAGCAGCCUGGUAUCGGCCAGCAGCCCUCACUGAGCGAUGAGCUGGGAUCACUGGACCAGUACAGGAUGGACGACCUCCAAGGACCACUAGAGUCCGUUACUGAAGAGAAGGACCGCUUGGAGAGAGAGGUCCAGCUCAGCAUGGAAAAGGUGAAGGCGCUCCACGAGGAGCUGCAGUCGGUGAGGUCAGAGAGGGACAGCCAGAGCUCCGUCGGCGGUCGGGAGGAGGUGGACCGACUGGUGUCUGAGGUGACCGCUCUCAGCCUGGAGAGGGAGCAGCUGCAGGCGCUGCUGGAGGCCCUGAGAGAGGAGGUGGUCCAGCUCAGAGAGAGGCUGGAGGACAAGACCCGAAUGGAGGUGGAGGACACAUGCUCUCAGACGGAGGUGGAGGUGGUGCUGAGGCCCCAGGAGGUGGAGGAGACGUCCUCUCAGACGGAGGUGGAGGUGGUGCUGAGGCCCCAGGAGGUGGAGGAGACGUCCUCUCAGACGGAGGUGGAGGUGGUGCUGAGGCCCCAGGAGGUGGAGGAGACGUCCUCUCAGACGGAGUCGGUGGUGCUGAGGCCCCAGGAGGUGCAGGACUUUGAGGCCCAGCUACAAGAGCUCAAACAGCAGAUCCAGAGCCUGUCCGCUGAGCUGCAGUCGGCGAGGUCAGAGAGGCACAGCCAGAGCUCCGUCAGUGGUCCAGAGGAGGUGGACAGACUGGUGUCUGAGGUGUCCGCUCUCAGCCUGGAGAGGGAGCAGCUGCAGGCGCUGCUGGAGGCCCUGAGAGAGGAGAAGGCUCAGGACAAAAUCCACAUGGAUCAGGUCAAUCUGGAGCAGAGGGCUGACCACCAGGAGAAGGAGGAUCUCCUUGCACAGCAGAUCCAGCAGCUGGACAAACAACUCACCGAAAUCAGGAUGGAGAGGAGUGAGCUCCAGGAGGAGCUGGCCCGCAUGGAGGAGGAGAAGACUGGACUCCUGGAGGGGUUGACCCGCAUGGAGGAGGAGAAGACUGGACUGCAGGAGGCAUUGGCCCGCAUGGAGGAGGAGAAGACUGGACUCCAGGAGGAGCUGGCCCGCAUGGAGGAGGAGAAGACUGGACUCCUGGAGGGGUUGACCCGCAUGGAGGAGGAGAAGACUGGACUCCAGGAGGAGCUGGCCCAUGUGGAGGAGGAGAAGACUGGACUCCAGGAGGAGUUGGCCCAUAUGGAGGAGGAGAAGACUGGACUCCAGGAGGAGCUGGCCCGCAUGGAGGAGGAGAAGACUGGACUCCAGGAGGAGUUGGCCCAUAUGGAGGAGGAGAAGACUGGACUGCAGGAGGAGUUGGCCCAUAUGGAGGAGGAGAAGACUGGACUCCUGGAGGGGUUGACCCGUAUGGAGGAGGAGAAGACUGGACUCCAGGAGGCGUUGGCCCAUAUGGAGGAGGAGAAGACUGGACUCCAGGAGGAGCUGGCCCAUAUGGAGGAGGAGAAGACUGGACUCCAGGAGGAGCUGGGCAGGAGCUUAGAGGAGAACAGGGCCUUCAAGGAGGAGGUGUCCACCAUCACGAAGGAGAAGACUGGACUUCAGGAGGUGGUGACCCGUAUGGAGGAGGAGAAGACUGGACUACUGCAGGAGGAGUUGGCCCAUAUGGAGAAGGAGAAGACUGGACUGCAGGAGGAGCUGGCCUAUGUGGAGAAGGAGAAGACUGGACUGCAGGAGGUGCUGGACCGUUUGGAGGAGGACAAGACUGGCUUCUGGGAGGUGAGGAACCGUAUGGAGGAGGAGGAGGAGAAGAAGACUGGCCUCCGGGAGGUGGUGACCAGCAGGGCAGAGGAGGACACAACUCGACGCCUCAAGGAGUCCGACGAGAGCUUCCAGCUGUUCAUCGGCAGAUGUUGCACUCACAGCAUGGCUCCACUGGAACAGACCUUAGUGGAUAUCUCUGUGGUCAAGGACCAGCACCUCCGCGCCCUCCCCAAGGCCCUCGUCCAGCUCUACAACCAGAUCCUGGAAAACAACAGCCAGGCCAACCAGGGCCUGAGGGACACCAUGACGGUGCUGAAGGGCCACGCUAGCGUGUUCCGGGACGUCAUGGAGGAGCUGGUGCACGGCGACCUGGGGGUGCUGGAGCAGCAGCGGCUGCAGGACGUCCUGCUGAGCGCCCCCGUUACCCCCGACGACGACCUCCACGCCCAAUGGGAGCGCAGACUCCCUGCACUGCUAGACCGCAGGGAGCGCCACCUGCAGAGGAUGUCGUCCUUGCUGGAGGGGCUGGAGCAGAGCCUGGGGUCCGUGCCCCGCAGCAUGGCCGCCCAGCUGGGGGAGACGGGUCACUUCCUGCAGGGUCUGAGGGACGCCUGCAGCCACACACCCCUGGACCUCCGCGCCGUGGAGGACCUUCUGACCGCCGAGGCGGAACGCUCGUCCAAUGCUGCUCAACUCAGUACCAACACUCUCCAGGUUAUACUAGAGACCCAGGGACGAGUCUGUCAGGAGCUGGAGGCGCUGAAGGUGGAGACCACCAAUGUGCUGGAGGAGGAGAGGAGCAAGACCUCCGCCCUGCUGGGUGUGGACAGCGCUGCCCUGGACCCCGACCAGCUGCAGCUCCUCAGGGACAACCAGCAGCUCCUCCUGCAGCGGCACCGCUCCCAGGAGCAGCUCACAGCCCUGCGCCGGGAGCUGGAGGGGCUGGAGGAGGCCCAGCGGAGGUCCGGUGAGCGGCUGACCAUCAACAAGAGGACCACCCAGCUGCUGCAGACGGAGCUGCAGGACGCCUGCGCCAAGAUCCACGACAAGGAGACGGCCAUCAGCACCCUCAGGGGCAAGCUGCGGCUGUCAGAGGAGGCCCAGGCGCAGAUGCAGGCGCCCCCUAGUGUCCUGGAGCUGGAGGAGCUCCGGGGCAAGGUACUAAAGCUGGAGGUGGAGGUCACCUCAGCCACCACCAAGCACCAGAAAGAGGUGAAGAGUCUGAGCAGUCUGCUGAACAUCAAGGAGGAGUCUCUGAGGAAGCUCCGAGAGACUCUGAGGAAGUCCCAGAAGGAGCAGCAGGAGUCCUUCCUGCAGGGCGAGGACCUGUACUGCCGGCUCACCCACCCCGAGGGGUCCAAGGUCCAGACCAGCGGCUCCCUGGAGAGGUCCAAGCUGGAGGAGGAGAUCAGGCUGCUGCAGCUGAAGGUCACUGAGCUGCAGAGUCUGCUGUCCAGUCAGAAGGCGGAGAUCAGCAGCCACCAGGCAGAGAUCUCCAAGUGGCGGUCCAGGGCCCUGACCCUGAAGGAGAAGGCCAAGGCCAUGCGGCCUCACCUGGCGGGCCCCACGACGCCCUCCAAGAAGAGGCUGUUCCCCGACGCCGACGCCGCCGCCGCCGCCUCCGCCUCCGCCGCCUCAGACUCCGCCCUCUUCUGCAGCUCCCCCAAGAGGUUCCACAGGGCUCUGGACUCCCCGCGGAGGGGGGGGGACUCCCCGCGGAGAGUCCUGGAGGCUCCGGCCAACGUCCCGGACCCCAACCAGACCUACGGCGUGGACUCCACAGAGUUCCUCAGGUCCACCCUCGCCCGGCCCAAGCAGUUCUUUGAUAACUCCACACUGGGCAUCAAUCCAGAUAUUUGUUGUGUUGAAUUAAACACGGACGACGGCUCUGAGACUAUCGACGAGGGUUCUUCUUCUUCCGUGGAACAGAAAGAGGAGAUGUGGCCUAUGUCUCCGAAAAAGGAGGAGAUGUGCACCUCUCAAUGAGAACCUCACCAUCUAGCACCUGCUCAGCCAUGUGGAGAUCAGAAGGAGGAGAUGUGCACCUCUCAAUGAGAACCUCACCGUCUAGCACCUGCUCAGCCAUGUGGAAAUCAGAAGGGGAAAUUGAAAGACUGUUUUAAAUUGUGAAAUGCACUUUAUGAUAUUCUGAACAAGAGUGGGGCCACUCGCAGUAGGAGACCGUCCGAUAGCGGUCCAGAUCAUUGGCCAGAUCACCUCAGGAGAAGGAAUGUGGGAUGGAUCUCUUUUGCUUUGUAAUGGGUGGUCAUGUCACCCUACACUUAUGGUGAUGGGAUAAGCAUUGUUUUGGCUUUUAUGUAGCCAUGAACACUUUCUAAAUGUUUGUUGUAAUACUUUAGCUAAAACUCUGUUUUGUGGAUACUUUAGUUUUAAAUUGGGCUUGUUCAUCUUGUUACCUGCAUUGUAAAAAGCUUGGAACACAUAAUUUCAUUACCAGCAAGGAUUAAAAUAAUACUGCCUUUUAAUUCACUGCAUUUGACAGAUUUAGAAGUUGAACUUAACUCUACCGACUUGUUUGGUGUUCUUCUAGACACAUGAGUGACUACAGACUGGCUUAGUGGUCUGUUAGACGCAGGAGGGACUACAAACUGGUUAGAGAGGAUAGCAGCGAGGACCUCCGGUAGAAAGGUGAUAUCGACAUGCCCAAGAUUUACUUUUCAAAGGCCCCAGGCUUAGUGGGGGACAGCCUCGAUCCUAUAUAAAGUUACUCACAAUAUGUAUGGUUUUGGGCUCAAACCCCAGUUAGAAAAGUGAAUGAUCUUGACUCUGGUGGAUUACGAAUGUAUGAUCAGAACAAAUAAACAAGUAAAA